Messenger RNA from Bipolaris oryzae ATCC 44560, 831 nucleotides. RefSeq lists its product as uncharacterized. The coding region runs from base 1 to 831 and encodes 276 amino acids. The record is from RefSeq and is a predicted model, not a curated record. The transcript is spliced from 4 exons. Gene Ontology annotation, biological process: positive regulation of mRNA splicing, via spliceosome. Gene Ontology annotation, cellular component: spliceosomal complex. Gene Ontology annotation, molecular function: RNA binding. NCBI's taxonomy places the organism in Eukaryota, Fungi, Ascomycota, Dothideomycetes, Pleosporales, Pleosporaceae.
AUGGAGUACGAGAACGAACAGCGCCCCUACGACGACGAGCCUCGCGGCUACGAACGCGACCGCAGCCGGUCUCCGCGUGCUGACCGUCGCGAUGAGGGAGCGCGUCCUCGCAGCGCCUCUCCAGGUGGUCGCGAUAGCCGUGGUCCGCCCCCGGAGCGCAGGAACGAUGACGACGAGAGCCGCAACUCGGGCUCCAACCUCUUCGUCACCGGUAUUCACCCUACUCUCACUGAAGACGAAGUCACGCGUCUCUUCGAGAAGUACGGUGAUGUCGAGCAGUGCAACAUCAUGCGCGACCCCCACACUAAGGAGUCUCGCGGCUUCGGCUUCGUCAAGAUGGUUACUGCUGAGCAGGCCGAUAAUGCUAAGGAGGGACUGCAAGGAGAAGUUCACCAAGGCCGGACAUUGAGCAUCGAGAAGGCUCGCCGUGCACGCCCUCGCACACCUACCCCGGGCAAAUACUACGGUCCUCCCAAGCGCGAGUUCGGCGGGCGCGGCCGGGGCGGUCCUCGCUACGGUGGCGAUCGCGACUCGUACGACCGUCGCGGCGGUGGAUACGGCAGACGCGAUGACUAUGGCUCUCGCAGCUCGCGAUACGAUGAUCGUGGCUAUGGAGCUGGCCGCCGUGAUGACUAUCCCCGGGGUGUUGACCGCUAUGCUUCGGAGCGCAGGUACGACCGUCGUGGUGGCGGCAGUGACUACUAUGACAGGCCUCCUCCGCCAGCUGCCGGUGCCUACGAUGCCGCUCCUCCCCGUGACGCGUACGGUGGUGGAGGUGGAAGUGGAGGUCGCUCGUACAACGAGGGUGAUUACGAUCGCUCAUACCGCUAG